UGUUUGCAUAGUCAUGCGAUUGCCUGGUUUCUUUACGGAGGCUGGGUAACUCAAUGGGGCUCAUUCUUGAGGCGAGGAGUUCAAUUCUUUUUUUUUUUUUUUCUUCUUCUUCUUUUCAGAGUCUGUAGCUUAUGGAAAGCGGUGAUGGCGUGCUUUAUUUACGUUUGCUGUCACAGAUGCUCUGUCGAAGGGGCCGGACUCGGAUUAUUAUACCUUUCCAUUUCCCAUUCCCAUUCCCCUUUCCUUUCAUGUCCUGGUACGCCUAUGCAAUAGGUGGUAUAGUGUUAUUUCAUGCUGCUUCACAUGAUGAUAUACCAAUCAUAGAGUCAAGCACUGAAACUCCUGCUACGGUAUGGGGUUGCUGACGAUAAACGAUUUUUUUUUUAUAUCUGAGAAACAUCAUCACUAUAUACCUUUUAUGCCUAUCGUUUCAUUAUUUAACAAAUAUGCUUA
This is a messenger RNA of Aspergillus ochraceoroseus IBT 24754, 453 nucleotides long. RefSeq lists its product as uncharacterized. Bases 132 to 365 code for a protein of 77 amino acids. The transcript has a single exon. Lineage: Eukaryota; Fungi; Ascomycota; Eurotiomycetes; Eurotiales; Aspergillaceae. The record is from RefSeq and is a predicted model, not a curated record.